UUUCCUGCGCUCAGAUCCAAUACACUCCAAUGAUUAUUUCUUAGAUUUCAGGCAAUGCAAAGAAAUUCGAUAAGGUCAAUUGGUAGUGCUAUCAACGAAAAAGAAAUAAUGUUCUUCAAACAAUCAUGCAAACUUGGAUUGAUUUACAUCUUGUGCUGUAUUGCAUUCAAUGUUCCUUCAUAUUUCACCACCGAUAAAUGGAUACUAUUCAUAUCAAGUACGAUUGUAUGGAUUAUGGUACAUUCAUUGGAUGGAUUAAUCUUUCUGAUUUUCAACCGAAAGCUUAUCUACAAAACAAAUUUCGGUGGAUCGUCAAUAACACCCGAUGCAAACUUAAAUUUGUUUCGAAUAAAGCAAUGAAGUGAAUAUUUC
Molecule: messenger RNA, 372 nt
Organism: Loa loa (African eye worm)
Lineage: Eukaryota; Metazoa; Nematoda; Chromadorea; Rhabditida; Onchocercidae
Exons: 3
Coding region: 55-360 (101 amino acids)
Source: RefSeq, a predicted model, not a curated record